AGGAACCUCCUCGAGCUGCCCCAAUACAUGGUUUUAGUGCGUACACAAUUUCUGGAAUUGCUGGAGCAGAUCAAGGACAUCUUGCUCGAGCAGGACAAUGAGUCUGUGCUGCAAAUGGGCGCCAAAACACUGGAGCAUCUUUAUGGAUUAAAUGAUAGCCAUGAGGACCAUCGCAAGGAACUGCUUAACAAAGUGGUGAGCAACUACAAGAGUGCUAUUAAUGUCUGGAAUCAGUCAAAGGAUAAUACUGGACGUAUGCUGGUCACACUGCGUCUGCUCUCUGCGAUUUAUGCACGCUUCGAUCUCCACGAUUGGCAACUGAGUGAUCACUUGCUCUUCAACCUCAAGCAGGCGACUAGAAAGAAGCCUGAGAGUACGGGGAAGUGUCUUCCCGACGAGGCAGUCGAUCUCUAUUUGUCCAUAUUCUAUGUGGCACUUUCCUGGGAUCUAAAGAGAGUGCAAGACUUGGCCAAAGCUGGCAAAGAUGUGGCUGAAGACUGUCAUUCAUUACGUAAUCGUUUGAGGGAUUUCUUUGCUGUGAACUUUACUCUCAUCCAGACAUCGACGGAUUCCAAUGUUGCCUGCAAUGCUUUUGUCUACACCUGUGAUCUGUUUGUGCUAUUUUCGGAUCCUUUGCGGAAGAGCAGCAGUUCAUCCAUCCAGGCCUUGGAGUACAAAUCCAAACAGCAGGACUAUGAGCUGCUGGAGAAAUAUCUGCAGCGUUAUGUUUUUGCCGGAUCAGCUGAAGGAGCUGCCCUCCAGUUGCUCGAGCCGCAACAGUUUUCCAUGCUGCAGAGCAAGCGACGUGUCCUGGUCAGUUACCUCAAGCUAAUUUUCCACAACGUUAUGCCCAUGAUGAGAGCUUGCGUUGCCUAUCAGUAUUACGAGCAGUAUCAUCCAGUUUUCGGUGACAUUAUGCGUUCCACCAUGGAGCACAGCUUGGCCAUGAAUCCCACAAACUUUGGCAUGACCGUGAUGCACACCUGUCUCUUGGUCUACAAGAGAAUCAGGGUGACCUACGCGGAUUCCUUUCAAGCGGCAGCAUCAACCGAAUUCGCCAAGCUGCUGAAACUGGCGAAUCUUCUGGCGGAGCUGUUUCACAUCAAGCAACUGGAGGUGCGUCAGGGUAUCCUCAUAUUGCAUCGAGCCGGGAUUAGGUUUGCCGUAGAAAUGACUCUCGAUGAUCCUUCGGCUGCACCCAAGGAUCUCUUGUAUCUGAAUGUCAUUCAACAGUUUGUGCCACAACUACUCGCCCAGGAUAUGCUGGAUGUCUUCAAUUUCCUGAAGUUUAUCGAUCAGACCCGUCGUGCAGAUGAAUGGCAACCCUUAUUCUCCUAUCGAAACUGCCUUGAGAUUGCUAUCAGACAGAGUUGUCGUCGCGAGGAUCUUAAUGAUAUAUUCAACUACACGGCACAAUGAAAACUAUCGGUGCAAUUCUUCUGCUGUGGAAUUCGCUUAUUGCGAUUUCUAAAACAUUUUUAAUCAACUAUUUGCAAUAUUUUUAGAGGAUUUAUUCAUUACAAUAAUUUUUUUAAAAUUAUUU
This is a messenger RNA of Drosophila innubila, 1543 nucleotides long. Its product is annotated as cohesin subunit SA-2-like. Gene Ontology annotation, molecular function: chromatin binding. Gene Ontology annotation, cellular component: nucleus; chromatin; cohesin complex. The record is from RefSeq and is a predicted model, not a curated record. NCBI's taxonomy places the organism in Eukaryota, Metazoa, Arthropoda, Insecta, Diptera, Drosophilidae. The coding region runs from base 28 to 1419 and encodes 463 amino acids. The transcript has 4 exons. Gene Ontology annotation, biological process: sister chromatid cohesion.